AUGGCCGAACCGGAAUCAGAGACAACGGCUGAACCAGAAUCUGAAACAACGGCUGAACCAGAAUCUGAAACAACGGCUGAACCGGAACCUGAAACAACAACAGAACCAGAAUCUGAAACAACGGCUGAACCAGAAUCUGAAACAACGGCUGAACCAGAAUCUGAAACAACGACUGAACCAGAAUCUGAAACAACAGCUGAACCAGAAUCUGAAACAACGACUGAACCGGAACCUGAAACAACAACAGAACCAGAAUCUGAAACAACGGCUGAACCAGAAUCUGAAACAACGACAGAACCAGAAUCUGAAACAACAGCUGAACCAGAAUCUGAAACAACGACUGAACCAGAAUCUGAAACAACGGCUGAACCAGAAUCUGAAACAACGGCUGAACCGGAACCUGAAACAACAACAGAACCAGAAUCUGAAACAACGGCUGAACCAGAAUCUGAAGCAACGGCUGAACCAGAAUCAGAAACAACGACUGAACCAGAAUCUGAAACAACGGCUGAACCAGAAUCACAAACAACGACUGAACCAGAAUCUGAAACAACGGCUGAACCAGAAUUUGAAACAACGGCUGAACCAGAAUCUGAAACAACGGCUGAACCAGAAUCUGAAACAACGAGUGAACCAGAAUCUGAAACAACGACUGAGCCGGAAUCUGAAACAACGGCUGAACCGGAAUCAGAAACAACGGCUGAACCAGAAUCACAAACAACGACUGAACCAGAAUCUGAAACAACGGCUGAACCAGAAUUUGAAACAACGGCUGAACCAGAAUCUGAAACAACGGCUGAACCAGAAUCUGAAACAACGAGUGAACCAGAAUCUGAAACAACGACUGAGCCGGAAUCUGAAACAACGGCUGAACCGGAAUCAGAAACAACGGCUGAACCAGAAUCUGAAACAACGACAGAACCAGAAUCUGAAACAACGGCUGAACCAAAAUCUGAAACAACAACAGAACCAGAAUCUGAAACAACGGCUGAACCAGAAUCUGAAACAACGACUGAACCAGAAUCUGAAACAACGUCUGAACCAGAAUCUGAAACAACGACUGAACCAGAAUCUGAAACAACGACUGAGCCGGAAUCUGAAACAACGGCUGAACCAGAAUCUGAAACCAAUGCCGAACCAGAAUCUGAAACAACCUCUGAACCAGAAUCUGAAAGAACGGCUGAACCAGAAUCUGAAACAACGACUGAGCCGGAAUCUGAAACAACGGCUGAACCAGAAUCUGAAACCAAUGCCGAACCGGAAUCUGAAACAACGUCUGAACCAGAAUCUGAAACAACGGCUGAACCAGAAUCUGAAACAAAUGCCGAACCGGAAUCUGAAACAACGGCUGAACCAGAAUCUGAAACAACGGCUGAACCAGAACCAGAAGUAAUUACUGAGCCAGAGGAUGGAGGAACAUCCAAACCAGAAACAGAAAUGACUGUGAAACCGGAGUAUCAAGUCACGUCGGAACCGGAAUCGGAAUUAACGUCAAAUAAUGAGAGUGAAGUGAAUGCUGAAUCUGAGAACGAACCAGAGAUAUUUUCAGAAGUUACCGGAGUAUCGUUUCCCGAAUCAGAUAUUACUUUGGUACCAUUUGCUGAAAUAACAACACCAGAAGUAGAAGCCGAGGCGGAAGCACUAUCAGAGCCAACCGUUUCUGAAAUAAUGUGGCCUCCUUCCGCUUUGUUAAUGUUAGGGGCCCUCGGAUUUCUAAUGCUUUAUCUUAUGUGGCAAAGGAAGAGAAUACAAUUCAAACGACCAACUCGAAAAAGCGUCCAUCCAUCAAAAUUUGUGUACAGCUAUGAAGACUUUGCCAACAGUAAUGCCGACCAACUCCCUUCUUUUAUUACUGAAAGAGAUAAGUAUGCAAUUGAUAAGCUACGAUAUUUCCAGAACAACGGCCUCAGUUUAUUAUACAUGGUGAUGCCUCCAGCUCUCACACUUGUAUUCUGCCCCCUAACUCUCUUUAUGUAUUCACCAAUUGUCAACUAUUUCUGGCCAAAACCAUACUUUACAGUUCCCCCAAAUGUGAACGAUUCUUUGGGAUGUUUCUUAGUACCGUCAGGAAUGGUGUAUGCUAUCAUGUUCGGUUUCGCAUUCCAAGAAGUGUUUGAAAAACAUACAAGUAUAGACGUUAAACUAAAAGGUCAGACGUUAAGCAUGCGAAAAUUGGUGCUGUUAUUAGACGCAAUGGAAUCCAUUUCUCCCCGGACGUUUCUUCAUGUUUUGUACACACUGAAAGACGAAAUCGUCAAUAUAAUAUUCCGUAUACAGUCCAUGGAAAACCUGUGUGUACCAGUAAAUAUCUGGGGCCUGCUGAAGCCGUUGAACAAUGACCAGCGCAAAAAGCAAUCUCCAGUGGACCGGACAGUGUUCACUGAGGUGUUACACUGCCUCAAUGACCUCAACGUCAUGUCUGCAGAGAGUGGCUGUGUCACAGAACAUAUGCAUGUAUUUCAAUGGAUUUUCCUGGAGACGUUAGGUUAUUUCAGUUUCCUUGGUGUGCUCCUGAUCCAAGCCGACUCGUACCGAAUGGAAUUAGCAAUGUGUAUUGUCACUGUUGUCUCCAUUACUCUGCUCUGCUGCGUAGUCAGUGACCUUGACUUCCCAUUCCAUGGCUUUUUCCUCAUCGAUCUCCAGAUGUUGAUCGAUCUGAUCGAUUUUCUCACCACAACAUCAAAAGACUUACAAACAAGAGUGGCCAAAGAAGAAGUGACUGAGAAGAAUACUGACGUCCGAUGA
Messenger RNA from Ylistrum balloti, 2745 nucleotides. Its product is annotated as proteoglycan 4-like. NCBI's taxonomy places the organism in Eukaryota, Metazoa, Mollusca, Bivalvia, Pectinida, Pectinidae. The transcript has 4 exons. The coding region runs from base 1 to 2745 and encodes 914 amino acids. The record is from RefSeq and is a predicted model, not a curated record.